GUUUCGUUCUUGUUUUCCUAAUUUUCGCGCGAAUUUAGCUGACUGGAAGCCGAGGAGACAUUAGCAAGACUGCGGGAUUUUCCAUUUUGAUGAAAGUGAUCUUUGUCUAUCAAGGAUGCAGAGAACUAUAAAGUCCUUCUUUCAGGCCAAAGCAGGGGCGGAAGUUAAGAAUGAUAAAGUUAAGCAAGAUCCUGAUACAAAGAAGAAAAAAGAGGAAUCUGAAGUCUUGGCAAAAAGUGCCCCUGAUCGUCCUUUAAAGGAGAGAAAUGGCACCUCAUUACAUGGCGAUGUUGAGUCUCCUAUAAAACGGGUUUCCAAAAAGUGUUCCCGAGCCCUAGAAAGUGAAAGUGAGGAAGAAGGGAAUGAGGAGAAGAAAACACAGACUCCAAUCAAAGCAAAAAAUGAAGAACAUUUGCCAGAUACUGAUGCCGUUAAAGAAACUCCCCAGAGAACAAAGGAAUCUACCUUAAGUUUUAGUACUCCAAGGAUGAAUACAUCUCAGGAUAUUGUUUCCCCUUCCAGUAUUCAAUCUGCUGACAGUCCUUCAUGCUCAGACUCUCCAGGCAUUUCUCCUUCUGGAAUCCCCAAACGUAGGACAGCUCGAAAACAGCUACCAAAACGUAAACUCGAAACAUCAACUGAUGAGUCCAACGUAGGCAAAGAAGAAUCUGUUGCCCAGGAAAAAGCCAAACGCCAAAGAAGAGACACUGAGGAGGAACUACAAAAUACCAUGGAGACAGAAGAGAGUACUCCAACAGUGGAUGAUAAACUUGGCAAGGAAGCAAAGAAUGCUGAAUCUGAAGAUGAAUGCACUACCAAAAUGGAGACAGAAACUGUGGAACAAAAAAAGUCCAGUGAACAAAACCCUGAGAAGGAACAGGAAUCUAAAUUAGGCAGUCCAUGUUUGGAUCAAUCUGUAAAGUCUUACAAGAAAAAUAGUAAAGCAGAUGAUGGAAAUUUGAACAAUAAAGAUGCACAGAAGCCAGAGACUGCGACACCUAAAAAAACAUUGUCUAAACCUGUUAGUCCCAAAUCAGAAUCAAAGCCACGCAAACAAAAGACUGCAAAGAAAGAUCAAAAGAGUCCUGAGGAGUCUAACAAAUCUAAGAAAGUGGAUGCAAAAGAGAAUGAUAGUGAUGAAAAAAGUGAUGAUGAAAUUAAGAAGGCAGAGCCUGUAAAACCUGUGAAACCAAUUAGCAGUUUCUUUGUCCCACGGAAGCCAGUGGUGAAAACUGAAAAUAAGGAAGAAAUCAUAAGUGGAAAAAAUGUUGCAGAGCCAUCAUCUGAACAAUCUGAAAAGCCAAAAAAGGCCACACUUGGCAGCUUUUUUGGAACUUCCAAGUCAGAGAAAUCUGAAGAGCAAACUGAAUAUAACCCAUCUAAAAGCAAUUAUCAUCCCAUAAAUGAUGCGUGCUGGAGUAAUGGCCAGAAGUAUGUGUAUAAAUCUUUUGAUUUCCACUUGGUAUGGGUGCAAAUAUUGGUAUUCUAG
This is a messenger RNA of Bombina bombina (fire-bellied toad), 1489 nucleotides long. Its product is annotated as DNA ligase 1. The record is from RefSeq and is a predicted model, not a curated record. Bases 116 to 1489 code for a protein of 457 amino acids. The transcript is spliced from 9 exons. NCBI's taxonomy places the organism in Eukaryota, Metazoa, Chordata, Amphibia, Anura, Bombinatoridae.